UGCUGGUCCCUCCUUUGCUGCACAUGGGCUUCCCGGUGCACACGGCUGCCCUUCCCCGCCUGAGUCUGAUCCUGCUUCUCUGGAGCUGCGGGCCCGGGGGCCAGAGCCAAGAAUUGCAGUUUGGGCCCUGUCGAGUGGAGGGGGUAGUUCUCCAGAAACUGUGGGAGGCCUUCCGGGCCGUGAAGGACAUUGUGCAAGCUCAGGAUAACAUCACGGGUGUCCGGCUGCUGCGGAAGGAGGUUCUGCAGAACGUCUCGGAGGCUGAAAGCUGCUACCUCAUCCACGCCCUGCUGAAGUUCUACUUGGACACCGUCUUUCGAAACUACCGCCGUAAGGCAGCAGAGUUCAGGAUCCUGAGGUCAUUGUCUACUCUGGCCAACAAUUUUAUUGUCAUCGUGUCAAAACUGCAACUCAGUCAGGAAAAUAAGAUGUUUUCCACCUGGGAAAGUGCACGCAAGAGGUUUCUGCUGUUCCAGCGAGCAUUUAAACAGUUGGACAGAGAAGCUGCUGUGACCAAAGCCUUUGGAGAAGUGGACAUUCUUUUGACCUGGAUGGAGAAAUUCCAACAGCUCUGA
Molecule: messenger RNA, 575 nt
Organism: Vicugna pacos (alpaca)
Lineage: Eukaryota; Metazoa; Chordata; Mammalia; Artiodactyla; Camelidae
Gene: IL24
Product: interleukin 24
Source: RefSeq, a predicted model, not a curated record